GCGAUUCUUUUCCCUCACUCAGCUCGAGCGGAGUCGCGUUCGUCUCUGAGGGAGGGUGCGCGCGCGCUCCCUCGCGCGCCCCCUCGCGCCGCCGCCGCUGCUGCCAGCUCAUGUCGUCACCGCCGGCGUCAUCCUCCCUCCCCGCCUUUCGUCACUUCCAACCUCUUCUUCCUCGUCCUCGCGCGAGCUCAGUUGGUUUCCCUCAGCCGAGGCAGCAGGUCCUCUUCCUCCUCCUCCUCUUCUUCUUCCCCCUUCCUCAGACUGUCACUCCGGUUUCGGGCUGUUCUCCGCGUAGAGAGAGCGGACGAGGCCGGCAUGUCCGGGCAACAACAACAACAGCAGCAGCCACCACCACCGGCUACGGCUCCCCCUCCUCCUCCUCCGCCUCCUCCUCCGCCACCACCUCAAGCGCCGGGCCACACAGGCCCGUCGCCGUCCUCGCUGUUGCUUCACCCGCCGCCGCCGCCGCCCGCCACCUCGGCCCCGCCGCCUCCCCCGCCGCCUUCUUCGGCCUCCUCAUCUUCCUCCUCUUCCAUGGCAGCCGGGAGCGGGGCCCCGUCCGCCUUCCCUCACGUUGGCGGCGUUGGCGUUGGCGCGGACCCGGCCCUGAACGAGCAGGAGAAGGAGCUCCAGCGCCGCCUCAAGCGUCUCUACCCUGCCGUGGACGAGGCGGAGACUCCGCUGCCCCGCUCCUGGAGCCCCAAGGACAAGUUCAGCUACAUCGGCCUCUCGCAGAACAACCUGCGCGUCCACUACAAAGGUCAUGGGAAAACUCCUAAAGAUGCUGCCUCUGUUCGAGCCACCCAUCCUAUACCUGCUGCUUGUGGAAUAUACUAUUUUGAAGUUAAAAUUGUCAGCAAAGGAAGAGAUGGUUAUAUGGGAAUUGGCCUCUCUGCUCAAGGUGUGAAUAUGAACAGAUUACCAGGUUGGGAUAAGCAUUCAUAUGGUUACCAUGGAGAUGAUGGACAUUCAUUUUGUUCUUCUGGAACUGGGCAACCGUACGGGCCAACAUUUACAACUGGUGAUGUCAUUGGUUGCUGCGUAAACCUUAUCAACAAUACCUGCUUCUACACAAAGAAUGGACAUAGUUUGGGUAUUGCUUUCACAGAUUUGCCGCCAAACCUGUAUCCUACAGUUGGACUUCAAACACCAGGAGAAGUGGUGGAUGCUAAUUUUGGGCAGCAUCCAUUUGUGUUUGAUAUUGAAGACUAUAUGCGAGAAUGGCGAACCAAAAUUCAAGCUCAGAUUGACAGAUUCCCGAUAGGAGAUCGGGAAGGAGAAUGGCAGACAAUGAUUCAAAAGAUGGUUUCUUCUUAUUUGGUACAUCAUGGAUAUUGUGCAACAGCAGAGGCCUUUGCAAGAUCUACUGAUCAAACUGUACUAGAAGAAUUAGCUUCCAUUAAAAAUAGACAAAGAAUUCAGAAACUGGUUUUAGCAGGAAGAAUGGGAGAAGCCAUUGAAACAACACAACAACUGUAUCCAAGCCUACUAGAAAGAAAUCCUAAUCUUUUAUUUGCUUUGAAGGUACGCCAGUUCAUAGAAAUGGUCAAUGGUACAGACAGUGAAGUGCGAUGUCUAGGGGGUCACAGUCCAAAAUCUCAAGAUAGUUAUCCUGUUAGUCCUCGGUCGUUUAGUAGCCCCAGUAUGAGCCCCAGUCAUGGAAUGAAUAUCCACAGUCUAGCAACUGGCAAAGGAAGUAGCACACAUUGUUCUGGUUUUGAAAGUAGUUGCAGUAAUGGAGUGAUAUCAAACAAAGUACAUCAGUCCUAUUGUCACAGUAAACAUCAGUCUACGAGUUUGAAUGUACCAGAACUCAAUAACAUAAAUGUAACCCGAUCACAGCAGGUUAAUAGCUAUUCUAGCAAUGAUGUAGACAUGGAAACAGAUCACUACUCCAAUGGGGUUGCAGAGACGUCAUCCAAUGGCUUCCUAAAUGGUAGUUCUAAACAUGAUCACGAAAUGGAGGAAUGUGACACAGAAAUGGAGGUUGAUUCCAGUCAGUUGAGACGCCAACUGUGUGGAGGCAGCCAGGCAGCCAUUGAAAGAAUGAUUCACUUUGGCAGAGAAUUGCAAGCCAUGAGUGAACAACUCAGAAGAGAGUGUGGUAAAAACACAGCAAAUAAGAAGAUGCUUAAAGAUGCAUUUAGUUUACUUGCAUAUUCGGAUCCCUGGAGCAGUCCCGUGGGAAACCAGCUGGAUCCCAUUCAGAGGGAGCCUGUGUGUUCCGUUCUCAACAGUGCAAUACUAGAGACACACAAUCUACCAAAGCAGCCUCCGCUUGCACUUGCAAUGGGACAAGCUUCACAAUGUCUAGGAUUGAUGGCCCGCUCAGGAAUUGGAUCCUGUGCAUUUGCCACAGUGGAAGAUUAUCUACACUAGCUAUGCAUAUGAAGAUAUCUGAGGUGUGUUAUAUGGCAUAUAUUCAACAUGAAAGUAGACCAGCUCUGCCAACUGGGAGUUUGGAUUUUUUAAAAUUAUGUACUAAGGACAGGUCUGUUGCUUUACAUUGCUUCCUAGUUUACAGCAUGAUGCAAAUGAUUUUCUAAACUACUGUUAGGAGAAGUUUUCCAUCUUUAACCGGAGUAAAAUAUCAUCAGUAACAUCAGAUCAACAAAUCCUUGAAUUGUUCCAAACAAACCAAAAAGGCCCUACCUCCUGAAAGAUAGGGUCAAAUAGAUAAUGUUGUGGAUGUGUUAGUAUGUGGGUGACGUAAACUUCAAGCAGGAUAAUUUGCCAACUUUCACCCCCCAUUAUUACAUAGAUCAAUCAGUGUAAUUUGCAAAAUGCAUAAGUACCUGACAGUUUGGCUGUAUAGUAUUGAUGGGAAGAAAUAUUUUUAAUGUGUACUGUAAAACUUGAAAUACUCAGGAGCUGAGUGAAUAUGUUUGUUGCUACUUAAAAUCUCAACCUGUUUCCUAGUGGUUUUUGUUUUAACAUGGUCUUUUCAACUCUAUUUCCUGUUUAAUUGCAGACAACUUUUGUUGUAGACUCACCUGUUUAACUGUUGUAUUAUAACAGUAUUACAUGUCAACACAGUGUGGUUAUGGCCUAUUUAUAUAAAACCAAAUAUUUAGUCAAUUUCAGUCUUAAUUUAAUCUUUGUACACCCUGCAUUUUAAAAAGUGCUUAAAUGAGUACUCUAUUGCAAUAAAAUGUAGUGAUAUCAUCAUUAACCAGCCAUUAAAUACUUCUACUUAUGGGA
This is a messenger RNA of Anolis carolinensis (green anole), 3201 nucleotides long. RefSeq names its product RAN binding protein 9 (gene ranbp9). Gene Ontology annotation, molecular function: protein binding. Lineage: Eukaryota; Metazoa; Chordata; Lepidosauria; Squamata; Anolidae. The coding region runs from base 316 to 2379 and encodes 687 amino acids. The transcript is spliced from 14 exons. The record is from RefSeq and is a predicted model, not a curated record.